Molecule: messenger RNA, 407 nt
Organism: Cylindrotheca closterium
Lineage: Eukaryota; Bacillariophyta; Bacillariophyceae; Bacillariales; Bacillariaceae
Source: the annotation of a GenBank genome assembly
GUAGAUUGCAGGCGGCAGUGGAUCGCUUACUUCUAACAGGAUUUCCCAACAACAAAACUAAUAAGGUGGAUAUUCACAAGGGGGUCAAAAAGAUAUUUGAUCCUGAUUACGAAGAUUCUGAGGAGGAAGAUGAUCCGAUGGGCGACGAGGACACUGGCCUUGUCAAUAAGUUUGGCCAACCUGAUGGGUGGGACUCUGACAAGACAGUUGACGACAACUCAAACGACAGGAGCAACAACAUGGAAAUAGACGGCGAACUUGAUUCUGGUGGCGAUCGCACCCACAACGACGACGAUGACGACAAGGGCAAGGUGGUGGAGGAUGACAAGGAUACUGACGAGUCGACCAAGGACUCUACAAGCUUACGGAUACUGCAAACGGCGAAGACACCAACAACAUGGACCUGA